AUGUCCGCAACUCUAACUCCCCUCAACCCCGCCAACGUCCAGGGCGAUAUCCUCGUCGGACUUCCGAAGAAGGUUCAGCACUACCUCUUCUUCCAAAUUGACAACGAUGUCACUUCGUUCAGGAAGCGGUUGGGCCUGCUGAUUCCCCUCAUCACCACCACUGCCCAGGUUCAGGACGACCGGGCCAAGAUCGCCGCCAAUAAGGAGGCGGCGGCUAAGGAGGGCAAAGCCCCGGAACUCUUGAAGCUCUCCGGUGUCAACAUUGCCUUCUCUCAGUUUGGUCUCACCAAGCUUGGCAUUACCGACAACGUCGGUGACACAGCUUUCGUCGAAGGCCAGCUUAAGGACUCUCAGAAUCUCGGCGAUGCCGGAACCACCGAUGCCCAAGGAAACUUCACCCCUGACUGGCUGCCUGCAUUCAAGAACCAGAUUCAUGGUCUCAUCAUCAUCUCGGGCGACUCCGAGUUGACUGUCUCUGCGACACAAGCAACAGUGAUGGCGAUAUUCAACAUUGGCGUUCACAUCACCCUUCACGAAAUCACUACGCUAAAAGGCGUAGUCCGUCCCGGCGCCGAGAAGGGUCAUGAACACUUUGGUUUCUUGGACGGCAUUUCCCAACCCGCAGUCAAGGAAUUCGACACGAAGCCCAACCCAGGACAGGAGACCGUCCGUCAGGGCGUUAUCCUCUGUGGACGUGAGAACGAUGUCGACGCCAACAACAACAAUACGCCCUUCGUCCGCCCCCCUUGGGCUCUGGACGGCAGUUUCCUCGCCCUUCGCUAUCUCUUCCAGCUGGUGCCGGAGUUCAACACCUUCUUGACGCAGAGCGCAGACCCUACUACCGGUCUCUCCUCUGACCUUCUGGGAGCGCGGCUCGUCGGCCGGUGGAAGAGCGGUGCUCCUGUGGACGUCUUCCCCUUGCAGGACAAUCCCGAGGCUGGAACGGACCCGUCUCAGAACAACAACUUCAGGUACGACUUCCCGGAUGACCAGCAGACUCAGGACCGCUGCCCGUUCGCGGCGCAUACACGCAAGACAAAUCCGAGAGCCGACCUCGAAGAUCUCAAUAUCUCUACGGAGAGCAGGCGUAUCAUCCGACGCGGUGUCCAGUUUGGGCCUGAACUCACCCCAGCAGAGAUCUCGAGCGGUAAGACAAUCGAGCAGCGCGGUCUCAUCUUUGCUGCCUAUUCAGGAAGCAUCACGAACGGCUUCCAAUUUGUGCAGCAUAGCUGGGCGGACAACACGGGUUUCCCUAUUAAAAAGCCAGUCACCCCUGGUUUCGACGCCAUCAUUGGCCAGAAUGGUAACGGCCCUCGCAGCUUAUCGGGCGCAAACCCGAAGAACCAGAGCGCGACGCUCGCGCUUCCCGCCAACUGGGUCGUCCCCAAGGGCGGAGAAUACUUCUUCUCGCCUUCGAUCCCUGCUCUUCGCAGUACCUUCGCUUUGGCGUGA
Messenger RNA from Dichomitus squalens LYAD-421 SS1, 1452 nucleotides. It is a transcript of the gene DyP1, whose product is annotated as Dyp-type peroxidase. The coding region runs from base 1 to 1452 and encodes 483 amino acids. The transcript is spliced from 7 exons. Gene Ontology annotation, molecular function: heme binding; peroxidase activity. Gene Ontology annotation, cellular component: cytosol. NCBI's taxonomy places the organism in Eukaryota, Fungi, Basidiomycota, Agaricomycetes, Polyporales, Polyporaceae. The record is from RefSeq and is a predicted model, not a curated record.